CGCGCGCGGUUGGUUUGGACCUGCGGGGCUGGUGUGUAGCGGGAUUGCCAAGCUGGAGGGGACAAUAUAGGCUAAAUUCAAAUAAAUAUGGACCCGCCACCACCACCGUCCGGGUUUAUACAAAAUGUGAACGCGUCUGCAACCGCUAGUGGGAGCAGCAUUGGGGCACCAUCGUCGAUAGGACCCCCACCAGUACCAUCCAUACCCCCACCUGCAUCCGACUCCAGUCUCGGGAAACCCGCAGACCAGAUGCCUUCAGCACAAUUCGCCGGAUCUGCACUUUCCCAAACUUCUGCAAUCACAAAAGUACCCCAAGUGCCUCCGCAAGCCAGACCUCCACAAGGCCUUGCUGCCGAGCCUUCCGCGCUGGCUACCCAUAAUCCGAUAGAAACGUCUCUGGCCUUUGUUCCUCAUGUACAAGCACCGCCCCUACCAACAUCAGGUCCACUGUUCGAAGCUUCAAUAUACAAUCCAAAUGUAGAAGUUGAACAGGUCGGUGUUCGACUGACAUUGUUACAAAGGCUUGUGGGUUGUGCAAAAUCAGCCGAGGCUGCUGUUGACCACGGUCCUGCGUUUCUGAAAGCCAUCUUCGUCAUUGUUGAAACUUACACUGGGUUGCCUCGAUUGUCCCUUAUACUAGGCCUUAGUGCAUUCUUCGCAUUGUACAUGAUCAUCGGCUACUUUGCACAGUUCAUCUGUAACUUUGUCGGGUUUGUCAUCCCCGCAUACGCCUCCAUGCGCGCCAUCGAGAGUACCACAAAGGAGGAUGACACGAAGUGGUUAACGUAUUGGGUAGUCUUUGCUCUUUUCUCAGUUGUGGACUUCUUUGCCGACGGAAUUCUCCGGUAUUUCCCGUUCUACUGGCUCGCGAAGAUAGUCUUCCUGGUCUACUGCUUCUUCCCUGCGCGACAGAACGGGUCCUACGUAAUCUACCACCGUAUCAUCCGGCCGUACUUCCUGAAGCACCAAGGAGCCGUUGACAGUGCCUAUCAGAGGGCUGCCGCCGGUGUUCAUGCAGCGGGCGUCGACGUUGCAUCGAAACUGGCAGGAGCAUCCAAGUCUGAAUAACACCCCCUUCCACAGACCUCAUUCCAAGCGCGCCAGCCAGACUCCAGUACCGUGUGAAUGCUUUGGACUCUAAACACACUUCACUAGCCUGUUGUAUCGUUUUGUACAGUUGUACUACCACCCUUCUGUUUACUCCUUUUUUUAAAGAGAGUUUUUAGAUAAGACCUAAUCAAUUGGGAGCAUAGCUUGUCGAGCAAGAAGUUGCUCCCCUAAUACCCGAAGCAAUCUUGUCACUCACAGUACUGCAGCAAAAUAAAAGGGCCUGUUUGUAA
Ornithodoros turicata is the source of this 1340-nucleotide messenger RNA. RefSeq names its product receptor expression-enhancing protein 5-like. The record is from RefSeq and is a predicted model, not a curated record. Bases 88 to 1068 code for a protein of 326 amino acids. Lineage: Eukaryota; Metazoa; Arthropoda; Arachnida; Ixodida; Argasidae. The transcript has 5 exons.